This is a messenger RNA of Gasterosteus aculeatus aculeatus (three-spined stickleback), 5694 nucleotides long. Lineage: Eukaryota; Metazoa; Chordata; Actinopteri; Perciformes; Gasterosteidae. The record is from RefSeq and is a predicted model, not a curated record.
GCCUAUCAGGAAGUUUGCGCUGGCGGGAGUUUCGUUUUAUUACUGCAUCUUUGAUAUUACGCAAGCGUCACCGACGUUACUGAGGUGCUUGACUUUGCCUAUUUCUCGAUUUGAACUUUGAUGACGCAGUUCACUUAAUUCAAUCGAUCCCAUUCGUGCAAAUGAGCUAAACACUCGUGAACUAACGUCCUAGCGUUUAAUUUGUGCGUUUCGUUGGUUCGCACUGAGUAACUCAGUAACAGCGAGGGAGUUCAAGUCCCUUCUCUCGCGUUACGUUUUAACCAGCCGAAAUGGAUAAAAUCCUCGCGCUGUCAGACGGGGACAGUACUGAACUCCAGAAGUACCUGUCCACGCUCACAGAUGACCAGCUGACCACUGUGAUUAACAACGGCGCACUGAAGAGUAAGAAGGUCGGUGCCAUGAUUAAAGGCAUAUUCAAAGGCUCCGCGCCAGGUUCCCCUGAAGGGUCAAACCGCAGACUCCUUGUUUAUCAGCACUGCAUCCCUCUGUGUGAGUCUGGGGAUCUUCAGACUGAGGUGGCCGCUGAUAUCAUUGGACUGCUGAUGCUGGAGACUCACACGCUGCCCGGAACGUCUCUUGCAAAACUGGCGACUCUUUAUGUUGAAGCCAUUAAGGCGGGGAAAAUGGGCAGUGGGAAAUCCCUGGAGCUAUUUCCUACUGUGCUCACCGCCCUUUCGGCAUGUGAAGCCUUGUCUUAUGGCAAAGGCGAACUCAGUGGCGGAGAAUACAAGAAGCAGCUGAUCAACAGCCUCUGCUCAAGCAGAUGGGACCCGCAAUGUGUGAUCCACCUGACGACCAUGUUCAGGGAUGUGCCCUUGUCAUCAGAGGAGCUGCAGUUUGUGGUGGAGAAAGUACUGCGGAUGUUCACCAAGCUGGAUCUGCAGGAGAUCCCACCACUGGUUUAUCAACUGCUGCUUUUAUCUGCAAAGGGUUGUAAGAAACAGGUCCUGGAUGGAAUCAUCUGUUAUUUUAAGGAACAAGAUGUCUGCCAGGAGGAGGAGCAGAAACUUGGAGAGAGCCUGGACCUGGAGGUUCAGUCCAUUCCACUGGACCAGUUGAGGCAUGUGGAGGGCACUGCUAUCCUCCACAUAGUCUUUGCUAUACGACUCGACCAUGAACUCGGCAGAGAAUUCCUUAAAAGCUUUAAGACAUCAUACGGGGAUCUAUGCCCUUUCAGCGUUGCCCUGUUGCUCUCAGUGGCACGCGUCCAGCGUUAUGGAGAGCAGGUGUUUGACCUUUUGAAAGGGGCGAUCAUCAAGAGCUUCAAGGAUGAGCAACUGCAGCAGGGGUCAAAGUUCCUGCAGGACCUCCUGCCUGGUCACUGCAGUGUGGCUCAGAUGAUACUUGACACAGUCAAGAACAGUGUGUUUGGUUGGGAUCAUGUGACCCAAGGUCUGGUUCAGCUGGGCUUCUUCCUUAUGGAUGCAUUUGGACCCAAACCUGGACCGUUUGGCAAGACCACUGAAGGGUCUGCUAGCAUAGCCCGGACCCCUAAUCAGCAGGCAUGCAAGCUGGGAGGACAAGUGCUUCUGCAGGGCUUUAAGGUGCACGAGCCCAUCAGAGGCGAGAUACUGGACCAGGUCCUGAAUCGAUUGGUCUCAAAGACGGCCUCGCCUGUCAAUAAUUACUUAGAUCUUUUUUCUGACAUUGUGGUUUCUGCUCCCAUGAUCCUCCUGGAGUCAUCUUCUAAGGUGACCGAGACAUUUGACCACCUAUCAUACCUGCCUUUGACCACUGUUCAGGGUCUACUAAAAGCCAUCCAGCCUUUGCUCAAGGUCAGCAUGUCUUUGAAAGAUGCUUUGAUUCUAGUUCUCCGCAAGGCCAUGUUUUCCAGCCAACUGGAUGGCAGGAAGUCUGCAGUGACCGGCUUCUUGUUGCUGCUAAAGAACUUCAAAGUGUUGGGCAGCUUGGCCUCGAGCCAGUGUAGCCAGGCCGUCUCCUCUAGUCAGAUCCAAGUGGACGUCCACGCUCGCUACAACUCGGCUGCCAACGAGGCGUUCUGUCUGGAGAUCCUCAGCAGCCUGCGCCGCUGCCUCGGCCAGCAGGCCGACGUUCGCCUCAUGCUCUACGAGGGUUUCUACGACGUCCUCCGUCGCAACUCUCAGCUCGGGAGCUCCGUCAUGCAGACCCUCCUCUCGCAGCUGAGGCGGUACUACGAGCCCGAACAAGACCUCCUGCCCCCGGUGAAACUGGAGCCGUGCAUCACGGCAAUCGGAGACCAGGUCUACCUGCAGGAGCCGCUGGCCCACCUGUUGAGCUGCACUGUGCAUUGCCUACUGUGGCUGCAGAACAGCCAAUCGGCCAACACCAACGCUGACGACGGGGAGGAGGAGGAAGAGGAAGGGGAGGGAUACCAGUGUGAAAUACAGGCAGUCCUAGAGAGCAUGACGAGACGCAUGAUCAAGUGUGAACUAGAGGACUUUGAGCUGGACAAGUCGGCCGAGUUCUCCACGGCAAACAGUGUUGGGGUUAAAAACAAUAUCUAUGCGGUGCUGGUGAUGGGAGUGUACGAGGUCCUCAUGGAGCACAACUUCAUCAAAGCCAACUACAGCAAGAGCCGCUUUGAGGAGCUCAUGGAGCUGUUCAACCGCUACCACAAACUGGCCGAGAUCCUGAAGGAGAAAUCUGGGAAGGCUCGAGUGCUCUCAAACAAGAUUCCUCGCAGUUUACUCUCGUUGGGCUUCGUAUCAACUCUCCUCACUGGGCUAUUCCGGGACAGUACUCAGAGCAGAGAGGAGGCCCUCUCGGUGCUCCGCUCAAGUGGAGAGUUUGUGCGUUACGCCGUGAAUGUGGCCGUACAGAAGAUCCAGCAGCUGGAGGAGACGGGACACACGGACGGGCCAGAUGGACAGAACGCAGAAAGAACUUUCCGCUUCCUCUGUGACACAACGAGCGUGCUGCUGUGGCGUUACACCAACAUCCCCAGCGGUGUGGAGGACGCAGGGAAGAAGGAGAAGCGCUCCAGCUUGUCCCUGGUGUGUCUGGAAGGUCUGCUCAGGAUCUUCACUGCUUGUCAGCAGCGCUACCCGGACAGGAUGGCCCAGCUUCUCUCCUCCAUGGAAAUGUCUGAGGACGCCGCCGAGCCGGACGAAAGCAACGUUACAGAGAUGAACUUCUUUUACAUCAGACAGUUUCAGAGGGCGCUCUUCACACAGUUAAGCCGAGGGGAGGAAGAAUUUAACAGCAAAGAGGCUCAGCUGCUGGUCAGCAUCUUGUGUGUGCUUUCACGCCAGCUGAAGCCCUCCUCCCAGCAGUUUGUACAGAUGAUCACUUGGACCGUGAAGAUCUGCAAGGAGACCAGUUUUGAGGAUUCGGCUUUCUCCAAGGGGCUGCUCACCCUGCUCUUCAACCUGCAUGUCCUCUACAAGAGUCCUGUAAGCCUGCUGCUGGAAUUGUGCCAAGACAUCCACAGCCAACUUGGAGAUAUUGAUGAGAAUGUUGAGGUGGAAAAACAGUCUCACUUUGCCAUCAUCAACAUGAAGACUGCAACGGCGGGAGUGCUGCUGGUCCUGUCUCAGGUGGACAGAGUGCUGGAUGAAGUGGACUGGCUGAUUGCCAGAAAGAAAAGCCGGACGUCCUCUGACAAAUCUGCUGCUGGUACAACACCUUUUGACGCGGCUGCUAAAUUGGGAUUAAUGGGGAGCGUUAAAAAGGGGGGGGGGGACGAGGUAAUAAAACUUGCGUUGCGUUCCCGACGUGUAGGCGAGGCCACCCAGACCGCAGGCCAGCAGGACCCAACAGAGAAAGCCGUGACGCUGCAGCUCGGGACCCUUUUGACUGCUUUAAAUGAGCUGGUCCAGACGGCCCUGCUGCCCGGGACCUGCACCAUCACCCUGCUGCGGGAACUGAGUCGCACAUACACCACCCUCACCACCCUGGUCAAAUACUACAUCCAGGCGUGUGCCAGCCAGCACAGUGCACUGCCGGCGCGGUUUGAGAAGCUGGUGAGUCGGAGGUGUCCUUCCUCUCGCUUGGCUCUUCUAAUACUUCAAUUAGUCUCGCUAAGCAUGUUUUCUUUUCUUCUUCUCCAGGUCAAACUGUCGGGCUCCCACCUCACUCCGCAGUGCUACUCCUUCAUCACGUAUGCACAGAACGGAGAAUUCGGUGGUGGAGGAGCAGAUGACAAGAAGAAAAAGAAAAGAAAUGAAGUGAACGCUGCUCCCUCUGCAAAGCUUCUCCGUGAGACAAAGGCCAUCCCGAACGUGAUCUUCAGUAUUGAGCAGUAUGAAAAAUACCUCAUCACACUCUCAAAGAAAUCAAAGGUAAACCUGAUGCAGUACAUGAAGCUGAGCACCUCGAGGGAUUUCCGCAUCAACUCUGCCACUCUGGACGCAGCGCUACAAGAGCAGGACACCAGUCAGGAGGUAAGUGCGGGCUUCUUUUACUUGAUCACACGAGUCACUGAAGCGGACUUGUCCUCCGUCUCUCCCCACGUGGGAGGUUUUGAAUCCCUCUGUUGUGCCUUUUUUAACACACACUCCGCUGGCUCAGAUCAAUUCGUCAAGUCUUUUCUUUGGAUUAUUUUCAGGCCAACGUGUCACAGGAGGCCGAGGAGACACAAGAACCCCGUCAGAAGAAGAGAAAGCAGUGAGCCGAGGCUCAACUCGGUUUGGAUCGCACACCUGCGGCUUCCUCCCGGAUCUUGUCCCGGCAGUUGGGUCCUAUCUCCCUUUGUUUAGAGAGCCUUUGGUAGCGUUGAGGAUUUGGUAAAUGUCCAAUGCCUCACCUGUGGAAAGUUUGCACAAAGUUUGUUGAACUUGGUUUUCUUACAGUUCAAUUUAUUAAUAAGUGUUUUUUUUCUUUUUAAUGUCACAUCUUGCAUGGAAUGUUACCACCACUGACCGGUAUCAGAUAUGUUUGAUUAAUUCCCUUAAAUGAUAAGCUACAUUGUAUGUCAUUUCACUCUUUUCUGCCAUGUCACUUACAGCUCUGUAAGGUAACAAAUUGAUUAAUUUACAGAAAUAUUGCUUUGAUACCUGCAAGUAUUUUAUCCGUAACAUACCCUGCUGUUUUUAAAGCACAUUCUUCAUAUCAUAUAUUUGGAAAAAUACAUAUUACAACCCGUUAAAAGACACGUUUAACUCCCGGCUGAUGACGGCGUGCAGGACUUACCGGGUGGUAGGUUGUAUCUCCUUUCCAGACCCGUGGGGUUGGAGGGGGUCACACAGUCCAUGGUGACCUCCUUCCGCAGACACUGGUCAAUGUCCACUGCACUGAAGAAAGCUACUGACUGGGGAAGGUCCUGCAGGCCUAACGCAUGGGCAAACACACUCCUGCAGGGGACACAAGCUUUUAUUGCCUAGUCCAUAAUAAAAAAAAGUUGAAAAUUCCAACGGGGUAAUAAAUAAAAUAGCAGACCUCGUAAGCAGGUUUGUGAUUUGAAGCGCCAGCGCCGCUCGGUAGCGGUCUUCACUGCGGACGAGGUACCGCACCUCGUCGUGGAUGCUGAUGCAGAAACGGCCAUCGACGUCGUGCUCCUCAAAGAGCCACUUCAUGGCCACCAGCAUGAGGUGCAGGUAGUCCACCGCAGAGCUCUGGACCACCCAGUUCACUCUGCUUGUUAUAAACUAAAACAGAAUAUGGCAUCGUCUUAAUUUAGACCUUAUCCUGCUGGGGCGUUUGUUUUGAUGGUCAUAUUUUCUCUAAAAGAAAUCAAUAAAAAGGCCAUUAACA